UUUUGUAAAAUAAGCUAAUUUUUCCAUUAGUUUUUCUCCAGAAAUACUUAACCAAAGCAUUUUACAAUAAAUUAUACAAUUUUUAGGUUAUUGAAGAUGACCCGAAGGAAAAAAUGAUGCACAAUAGUGAUAUAAAUGUUUUGGGAUUAGCAGAACCGAAACUAUGGAAUAAACGAAGCUAGCAACUAACUUUUUUACUCAAUUUCUACAACUCGUUAAAUGAUAAGGUAACUUUUGCUGUGAAAUGGCUUUUGUGACCCAUAAUGGUUCCGGAGGACGGGGGCAGAGUAGGAAACAUAACAAGCAUGAGGAUGAGGAGGCAGGGAAGGUGUUUGUUGGAGGACUCAGUUGGGAAACUGCACAGGAUAAUCUACUUAGAUAUUUCUCCAGGUUUGGUGAAGUUAUCGAUUGCGUCGUGAUGAAAAACGCGGAAACGGGAAGAUCUCGAGGCUUCGGUUUCGUCACGUUUAGCGAUCCUUCGAACAUUGAUUCCGUGAUCCAGAGCUGCCCGCACACCCUGGACGGUCGAACGAUCGAUCCUAAACCCUGUAAUCCUCGGUCUGCACAGAAACCAAAGAAAAACACGACCUGGCCUAAAGUGUUCUUAGGAGGACUACCUAGUAGUAUCACAGAGACGGAUCUCAGAGCCUUUUUCUCCAGAUAUGGAGAAGUUAUGGAGGUGGUGAUAAUGUACGAUCAGGAGAAGAAGAAGGCUCGAGGGUUUGGUUUCCUCUCCUAUACUACCGAGGAUGCUGUAGAUCUAGCUGUAGCAGAACAUUAUGUCAACAUACAGAACAAGCAGGUGGAGAUCAAGAGAGCUGAACCUAGGACAAAUAUUUCGGAGCUUAAUAACGGACCCUUGGUCGAUCAGUGGGGCACGCCCGCCCAGAAUGGGGUACAUAAUGGGGCACAGGCCCAGGUUACACCUACUUACAGUGGAUGGGGGGCACCCCCCACACUCCCGCCUCCCGUUACACAGAAUUUUACUCCGACUGCGUUCACCGUUGGUCCAGGACACUGGGGAACGCCCCCUGUUAGUCAACAAUCUCAUGGAUGGGGAGCCCCACCCCCCGCCCAACAUCAUAACUCCUACGCCCCGUUAGCCCCUUCUCACCCAAUACAUUACAACGGACACCAUUUUAUAUCUCCAAACCCAGCUCCUAGCCACACCUUCACCACAUCCUACUGGGGUUCUCCUCCAGGACCAACCCCACCCCCUUCCACCCCUCAAGAGAUGUACUCACCCCACGCCGCCUCCCCUCAAUCCCCCCACCAACCAAAGUAUGAAAUGUCAAUGACUGGGUACCAUUUGCACCCAGCCCCUGGUCCACCGGAAUAUACCAGGAUUUAUCAGAAGCCAAUGAACCCUCCCCAGUACUCCAGCUCUGCCACCCCUGAGUACUUUUCCCCUCCUGUGGUUGCCCCUGUGGCCUAUGCAGCUGAACCUUCAGGGCCCCCACGGAUUGGAAUCCCAGGGGGCUAUGCACCCCCUCAAAUUGGGAAUUUCCACUCCUACCGUAGAUCUUAGUACAAGCGCAUCUACUUGACGAACAAUAGUUCCAGAUCUGAUAUUUUCAAUAUGUUGUUCAUUUCUUCUUUACAUUCAAGGUUCUUGUUUUUUAUACAUGAAAUUUUCAUUGCUUAUCGUUUCAAGAUUCAAUAAUUUUAUUUUAUAUUUAUUAUUUUCUUGAAUUGAACAAAUUUUACACGACACGAUGCAAAGUCGUUUCUUAAAGUGAUGCCAUGGAUCCCAAUUGUACACUUUGUACACCAUUGUACCGUAUGUUAUGAGUUUAUCAUAAUCAACCAAAAAUUUUAUUUAUUUUGUUCAGUUACUCUAUUAUGAAUAUGCCAACUUUUACAAUAUGUUUUUAUAUUAGAAAUAAUCUCGGACAAGUUUCCUAAAUACCCUGCUAAAAGUACACAAAGAAAAACUCAAAAAAAAUUUAUUAAUGAAAAAAAGUAUUUAAAACGAAAAUGAGCAUUUUUUUAAUGGUUUUUUAUGUACUCAGUGGAAAAAAAAGUCAAAGAAGACAUCACAAAAAGUUAACUUUUCAUCAUAACGCAUUAUACUUAUGUUAUCCCUGGCCAGGGUUUUUUGCAUUUUAAACAGCAAAGAAACUGAACACUCGCCUAAUACUCUAAUCUAACCCUCCUUUUAUCUUUACAUCCUGGCACUAAAUUUAAUGAAUUCGAUUUGCUUACCGCCGCCGGCUUAAAUUUGAAUCACCGAUUCAAAUCCUUCCUGAGUCCGAAUUUUAUGAAUUUGAACCGCGUCUCAAAGUCGCCAAAAAUCGGUCUCAAUUGAGCGCCGCCUUGAAUCUUAAAACAAUUUUAAGUGAAACCAACCACAUUUGAGUCGCGUCUCAAAUUUAAGCCGCGGCUCAAAUUCAUUAAAUUCGGACACUGAAUCUUUAAAUAAACUGGCAACAGGUAGUUGUGACGCAGCUCAAAUUCAGUAAAUUCGUUCCCUGAUAUCGUAAACCUUUUGAUAUAGCAGAAUUUAUAUCUUGAAAUAUCAAAGGUUAGUACGACACCAGCUUCUAAAGAAAAGUGGAAUCAAAAUUAGAAUUUGUGUCGAGUAUUCAGUUCCUUUAAGCAUACACCAGAUAAUACCAAUAGAAAAGGAAUGUUGUUUUAUUUAUUUAGUAAAGAAACUUUUGUACAUGAAUACCUUAAAGCGCCCCUUUCUUGGUAAAAAUUCUAAAACUAAUAAUUUUUUACCUGACAUUAUACAUCCUGGAUUGGUUGGAUUUUUUAAAAGGGACCAG
This is a messenger RNA of Eurytemora carolleeae, 2771 nucleotides long. RefSeq names its product heterogeneous nuclear ribonucleoprotein 27C. The record is from RefSeq and is a predicted model, not a curated record. Lineage: Eukaryota; Metazoa; Arthropoda; Copepoda; Calanoida; Temoridae. The transcript is spliced from 7 exons. The coding region runs from base 245 to 1528 and encodes 427 amino acids. Gene Ontology annotation, molecular function: RNA binding.